CUCGCUUGCACCGUCACCGUCACCAGCUGCAGCUCCGACGGUCAGAUCUCGUUUGGCAGUGAUCUCCCAUCUCGCUCAAAGACUAGACGAACACUCUUCAAAGUCCGAGCAACAAAAGAAACUGUUUGAGAUAUGCAACGAUGGCGGGAAGCCGAUAUGAAUACGUGAAGAAGUUUGAGCUGCCCGACCCCCUUUUGCCUGGGACAUUCAUGGUCUUGCGCGUUGACGGGCAUGCAUUUCACCGGCUAUCCUCUGAUCAUGACUUCAUUAAGCCAAAUGACGAACGUGCUCUACAGCUUAUGGAUCGUGCAGCGCGAGAUGUCAUGAAUCAAUUUAAGGAAAUUGUGCUUGCAUUUGGCGAAUCGGACGAGUACAGCUUCCUAUUUCGCAGAAAUACGGUUGUGUACAGUCGCCGCCAGUCUAAAAUACUCACUAACGUCACCUCACUGUUCACGUCUUCUUAUGUUUUCAACUGGUCGCAAUACCUUCCAAACACUGCGCUGAAGUAUCCUCCUUCAUUCGAUGGCCGAAUAGUGCUCUACCCUUCUGUAAAGGAGAUCCGAGAUUAUUUCGCAUGGCGACAGGCAGACACUCACAUUAACAAUCUGUACAACACCAUAUUCUGGGCAUUGGUACUUGAGGGUGGUGAGACUACUGCUCAGGCACACGCCACUCUAAAGGGAACCAGUUCGAGUGUGAAGCACGAAAUGUUGCAUUCGAAAUUCGGCAUAAACUACAACACGCUCCCGGAGAGAUAUAGGAAGGGAAGCAUCCUGGUCCGAGAGGAGGUACUUCAAGAAGCGGUGCUGCUUCAGGGAAACGAAGCGACAGGCGAUCAGAGUGAUGGUGCUGCGAGACGAAAAUCCCAAACCAAGGUAAAAGUCAGAACCACUGUAGAGCUCCUACACUGUGAUAUCAUCGGCGACGAGUUCUGGGACAAGCGGCCUAAUCUACUUCUUUACUAAUGUCGCAGUCGUUGCCCACUGCGCUUGGUGAGAUC
Messenger RNA from Laetiporus sulphureus 93-53, 1000 nucleotides. RefSeq names its product tRNAHis guanylyltransferase. The coding region runs from base 141 to 965 and encodes 274 amino acids. Gene Ontology annotation, molecular function: tRNA guanylyltransferase activity; magnesium ion binding. The record is from RefSeq and is a predicted model, not a curated record. Lineage: Eukaryota; Fungi; Basidiomycota; Agaricomycetes; Polyporales; Laetiporaceae. Gene Ontology annotation, biological process: tRNA modification. The transcript has 6 exons.